This is a messenger RNA of Pipistrellus nathusii (Nathusius's pipistrelle), 2109 nucleotides long. The record is from the annotation of a GenBank genome assembly. NCBI's taxonomy places the organism in Eukaryota, Metazoa, Chordata, Mammalia, Chiroptera, Vespertilionidae.
AUGGGCCCCGGUGGUCACCAGGGUGGACAGAACGGGCGGCGGAGGAGAGAGCCCCACACCACGGUGCAGAGGCUCCUGGGCUGGGCACUGCCCGCCUCCUGCAGCCGGUUCCUGUGGCGCCAGCCGGGCGAGUUUCCGGUCACCGCCGUCCUGCUGGGGGCAGGCACUGGGGGGCUGCUGGCCGUCGGCCUCUUUCAGCUCCUGGUGAACCCGAUGAGCAUCUAUGAGGAGCAGAAGAUGGUGAUUCUGUACGGCUUGGCGGGCUCCGGGGCCGUGGGCUGGGGGACCUCCCCUCGGAUCCGCUGCGCCAGCCUCCUGCUCAUCCCCAAGAUGCUGGGCAAGGAGGGCAGGCUCUUUGUGCUGGGAUACGCCCUGGCCGCCAUCUACGAGGGACCGGUGGCCAACCUGCGGUUCAACCUCAACGAGGUGGUGGCCUCGCUGGGCUGCACGGUGCAGCUGCAGAUCAACAACACGCGCGCGGCCUGGCGCGUCUCCACCGCCCCGCUGCGCGCCGUGUUCAAGGACCUGCUGGGCAGCAAAACGUCCCUGAGAGCCGAGACGCAGAACAUCUCCAACUCCUUCGAGGAGCUGGACGCGCAGGUGAAGAGCGAGACCGGCUACACGCCCGAGGACGCGGGGGGCCUGGCGGAGACGGCCCCGCUCCGCGCCCCGGCCUUCCGGGCCCACCUCUCCACCCAGAAGAUGUACGAGCUGAAGACCAAGCUGCGUUGCGCCUACGUGGUGGACAGGGCCAUCCUCAGCUGCCGCCGCUGGUUUGACAAGAAGCACGCAGAGUGCAUGCAGCGCAUUCCGGUCCCGCUCCUCAACCACCUGCUCUGCCUGCCCAUGAAGUUCAAGUUCUUCUGCAGCAUCGCCAGGGCGAUGGAAAUUUGGUGCCGCAGCCGUAUCCCCGUGGAAGGCAACUUCGGGCAGACGUACGACUCCGUCAACCAGUCUAUUCAGGGGCUGGGCGGGGACUUUUCAGCCACGAUCAACUUCAAGGAGGAGAAGCAGGCGGGGCUGCUGGGCCUCAACGCCAGCUGGGAGCGCGUGAGCACCGAGGUGCGGGACUACGUGCGGCGCCGGGAGGCCCAGCUGGAGUGGGCCCUGGGGCUGCUGCACGUGCUGCUGUCCUGCACCUUCCUCAUCGUCCUCCACUCGUCCUUCUCCUACAUGGACAGCUACAACGGGGACAUUCGCUUUGACAACAUCUACAUCAGCACCUACUUCUGUCAGAUCGAUGAACGCAGGAAGAAGCUGGGCAAACGGACUCUGCUGCCGCUCCGCAAAGCGGAGAAGAAGACGGUCAUCUUCCCCUACGACCCCACCAUCCAGGCCUCGGAAAUGAGAAACGUGAUAAUGGAGCUGCUGGAGACGGUGCCGGUGCUGCUGCUGCUGCUGGUGCUGUGCGGGCUGGACUGGGCGCUCUUCUCCAUCUUCGACACCAUCCGCCAGCACUCCUUCCUGCAGUACUCCUUCCGCAGCCGUCAUAAACUGGUGGUGAAAGUUGGGGGGGACUCCCUGAUCGCCCGGCUCCUCAGGAAAACCAUCGGGGCCCUGAACACCUCCUCGGAGACAGUGGUGGAAUCCAACAACAUGCCCUGUCUGCCUCAGCCCCUGUCCCUGAGCGCCGGAGACUAUGUGAGGACCGGACUCCCCACGGGCCUGCUGGUGUGUCUCUGUCUGCUCCAGGCUUUCGGCUACCGACUGCGGAGGGUCAUCGCAGCCUUCUACUUCCCCAAGCGAGAGAAGAAGCGGGUCCUCUUCUUCUACAACGAGCUCCUGAGGAAAAGGGCGGCCUUCACCAAGCUGAGGAGGGCGGCCAUCGUGAGGCAGGCGCGGGAGCAGAGGGCCCGGCGCCACGACCUGGCGGACAUCCUGCACCGCCGCUGCCCCUUCCUGCGCCCCUGGCUGCGCCGGCGCUGUGUGGUGUGCCAGGCCCCGGAGGCACCCGACUCCUACGUGUGCCCGACUGCGGACUGCGCGGCGGUGUACUGCCCGUCCUGCUGGGACGACAUGCGGCAGCGCUGCCCGGUCUGCACGCCCCGGGAGGAGCUCUCCUCCUCCGCCUUCAGCGACAGCAACGACGACGCCACCUACGCGGAGUGA